Hyaloscypha bicolor E is the source of this 902-nucleotide messenger RNA. RefSeq lists its product as uncharacterized. Bases 1 to 663 code for a protein of 220 amino acids. The transcript is spliced from 2 exons. Lineage: Eukaryota; Fungi; Ascomycota; Leotiomycetes; Helotiales; Hyaloscyphaceae. The record is from RefSeq and is a predicted model, not a curated record.
AUGCAUGGUUCACACAACGGCAAAAUAAUUGACGGUGCCAGCUUUCGGACAACGCUUUGUGUAAUACCACGUAUCCUCCACGUGUUAUCGGAUACUUCCUCUGUAGCCCCUAUAUUAACCAAGUUGAGGCCAAGUCACACACCAGGUCUGAAGUUUCAGCAAGCUCAGCGCUUCUUCUGGAACGCCCCACAACGUGAGGUCUGUCAAUGGAAGCACUGGACGGGGGUUUUGGUCAUCUACGACGUUUCCAAUCAUCGGAUCGCUCUGUACUUUCUGGGGCCAUGCGACCUGAAAUGCGCCCGUAGUCUGGGCACCACACCUGUACGAGCUUCUCCUGCCUGCGCGAUAAAUGUUCUCGUGCGGCCGGUCUCUUGCAACAACCCCGCACAGCAUGCGGCGGAUGUUGUGUUCCUAAGUUGGGAAUGGCCCAGUAAUCGCCCUGCAGAAUAUCCUCAACCUCGCGGGCUGCUUAUCGUGGAAAGCACCCUCAGGAGGCAGGAUCUUCGAUCAGCAAUCUUGGCAGAUUGCUUUCGAAACCACAGCGGACCCACAAGUCCAAGCGGACGAAGCAGAACCUCAAAGCAAGGCUUUCAGAAACCAAGCUUGAAGAACCGAAGUAUUGCGACCCUUUUGCUUUUUGCCUGUGCCAGGUUCAACCUGUAGUACAGGGGCGGCCAUUAUCUCAUGCUAUGGCGCGGGCUUAGCGGAGAGUUAGGCGUUAUUGGUCAUGUUUCUCUGUACUUUUAUGAUUGAACUUUGCUUAUUUCUCACUUGAGUGAGGUCCCAAAAUUCUUGAGAUCUGGACAAGUAUGAAGGUGACGAUGCUGCUCAGCUUCAGGAAACGCGUGCUCGACAUGCGGCCAAGUAACGAGGUCUUGGUGCCUUCGAUACUGGUUACAUUA